Molecule: messenger RNA, 1846 nt
Organism: Papilio polytes (common Mormon)
Lineage: Eukaryota; Metazoa; Arthropoda; Insecta; Lepidoptera; Papilionidae
Exons: 3
Coding region: 218-1642 (474 amino acids)
Source: RefSeq, a predicted model, not a curated record
UUGUUAUUUUUUGGUUUUUUUUUUAAUGUUAAACUUUGUUGAUCAAACCUAUUUUUAAGUUGUAUUCAGCAGUUGCGUUUAUUAUUGUGUUUUAUUAAAUUUAACGCAAUGAAUAUGUUUUAGUUUGUUCUAUGUCGAUGAUAUGUAGUGCCAGCUCUUGAGUUUUUAAUUUAUAUUAUUGUGUUAAUUAUUUAACUUGUUUGUUGUUUAGUUAUUUAUGACAAGCAAACGCGUUAAAUCGAUCAAUGAAAUGGUUGUACCGAGGAAUAAAAACAAAAUACUCUGCUCAACACCAGAACAUAGAAAUGAUUCACCAUCAAGAGACAGUGACUCCUUAUGUGAUUCAGAUUCUGCAAGUCCAGUCCCAUUUCUAUGUACCCAAGAUGGCACUGAAGGGGAAACUGAUGUCAUAUGGAACCAUUACACACCAAAAUCUGGCAACAGAGCACAUGCUAAGAACACAACACCACUCAGUAGAAGAUCUAAAAAAUCUUUAAGGCCCAAAGUAUUAGAAAAACCAAUACCUAAAAGAAGAGCUAUUAGACCUUCACAAAAGAAAAAUGCACUCCUACAAGAACUCGUAGAAUUGAAUAAAAAUUUGCAUGAAAUAAUAGGUAAUAAAUCAGAAAAAAACACUAUACCAGAAAGAGAUGACUCUGAAGAAGAUAUAUUUAGAGAUGUACAAGAGUUUUCUCCGAAAAGCGGUUUGAGAAAUAAUAAUUGUUUAAGAAAAAAUCUUUUAAGUUCCAAAUUUUCUAAACCUGAGCCGGAAGCUUUAGAUUCAGAUGAUUCAAUGAAUGAAUGUUUGUUGAAAGCAACACAGGUGAUUGAAGAGAAUAUAUUAAAAGAUGAUAAAAAGUCGAAAAGUGAUGUUCCUAGUAACAAAAGUAAAUGUGCAAACUCAUCAUUUUUCAAAAUAGACCAGGAUUCUAUGGAUGCAAUACUUAAUAGUAUAAAAUUUGACUCGCCAGUUGCAAAACGAGUCAAAAGGUGUAAUUCUCCACAACUUGUUAACGAUUCAUUUGAUGGUUUUGUUGGUAAUUUAAAUGAUAGUGCUUUAGAUAGACUUACGCAAAUGCCUUCGAAAAUAAGGACACCACGGCCAGAGUUGAAGACUGAAAAAUCAAAUGAACUACAAUUAGAUUUCAAUGGUUCAUUUUCUAAAUCAUUUAGUCGUCAUAGUUCUAUGCCAGAAUCUCCUUCUAUAGCGCAAGUUAAUAAACCAUCAACAAGUGGUAUGGCUUUAGGAAGAUAUAGUUCAAUGCCAAUGGAUAAAAAUCAAAUGGAUCCAAGUGAUUCCCCAAUACGAUGUACACCUGAUGAAAUUAAAAAGAAACAUCAGAUAGCAAGAGAAAAGCUACUUGCGAAAAGACAGUUACCAUUUACAUUGCCAUGUUCAACAUUACCUUCAAUACCAGAACAAACUAUAUCAAACAAGUACAAAUUCCAACCAAAAGUUCCUACUGAGAAAGCAUUUAUUAAUUCUAAAAGUGUAAUUAAACCUAAUUGUGGUAAUUCUUUAGUGUCAAAUCAAAGGAAUAACACCGAUACAGAUAUAAAAUCAAUUAUUGAGAAAAAACGACAGGAAGCAUUAAUGAAAUUAAGACAGCGUAAACAGACUCAGGCCAAAACACAAUUGUAACACUUUUUGUGUUCUAUUUUAAGCAUUUUUUACAUCAUAUCAAGUGUUAAGGGACUUGUUUUAUCUUUAUUUUAUGAGGUAUCAGUUUUUGAUCCUGCCAUGCCAUAAUAUAUCUACAAUUAUUAUAAGUGUUAAUAUUAAUAAGUGUAUGAAAAUGUGAUUAUACUUUUGCAUUAAUAAUUAUUACUAUGAUUUUUGCAUAAA